AAUUUUGUUCUAAAAUAUUCAAAAAGGUUGUUAAAAAAAUGUCAAUUCGUAGUAUAUUUGCACCAAAUUUGUUUUCUGGAAAGGUCGCGAUUGUCACUGGCGGUGCCACGGGUAUCGGUGCCGCAAUUGCACAGGAACUAUGCCACCUUGGAUGCGACAUUGUAAUUGCUUCAAGAAAUGAAGAGAAGUUAAAAGCAGCAGCGAAAAAGAUGCAGGAAGACCCGCAAAUGAAAGGGAGGAUUUACACAACAAAGUGUAACAUUCGCAGUGAGGGUGACGUCAUUAACCUUAUGACAAGUACGAUUGAAAAAUAUGGCAAAAUUGAUUAUUUAAUCAAUAAUGGAGGAGGUCAAUUUCUCAGCGGUGCUGAAAACAUAACUGCUAAAGGUUGGCAUGCUGUAGUGGAAACCAAUUUAACAGGAACUUUUUACUGUUGCAAGCAUGCAUAUUUAACUUGGAUGCAAGAACAUGGUGGCUCAAUAGUCAAUAUUAUCACCGACAUGUGGAAAGGAUAUACUUUUAUGGCUCACAGUAGUGCUGCAAGGGCUGGUGUGGAUAACCUAACAAAAACGUUAUCCUUGGAAUGGGCAGGAAGUGGGGUAAGAAUCAACUCAGUUGCACCCGGUACAAUUUAUUCCGAAACAGCUGUGGCGAAUUAUGCUGACCCUGCGAUCUUUGAUGAAGCGUUACAACUUCAACCAACUGGACGUCUUGGAAAGCCUGAAGAAAUAUCGGCAGCAGUGUGUUUCCUUCUUUCUCCGGCUGCAGCGUAUAUAACCGGUGAAAGUCUGAAAGUUGAUGGUGCUCAGAGUCUUUACACUAAUUUCAUAAGGAUUCCGAAACAUGAUAACUUUCCCAAAUGGUCAUGGGAACAGACGAAAGCAAAAUUAUAAAAAAUCAUUUUGUCAAUUUGUUUCUAGAUUCUCUCUAAUCUGUUUCUUUCCAAUUUUCUAUUCACUCAAAAUAUGCUCUCGAAUAUAGACUGUAUGUAAUUGCCUCAAAAUUUUAAGAUAGCAUUUCUGUUCCAUUUUAAUAAUUCUUUAGUUUGUCAAUAGCCACCUAAUUUCCUUAUUUAGAGAUAAUAUGCUAAUGCUACAAAAUAAGGGUUUUAAGAAUUGCAGUAUUUUAUUCUGGGAUUACGACCUUUACGGGCAUGUCACAGUAAAAAUUUAUUCAAUAUUUGAAUGCAAUCCAAUAGAUUAAAUAUGUCAAAUAUCUAUUUUAUCCUACUUUAUAAUCAAAUUUAAUUUUCUAUGCAACCUAAAUAUAAUUCAAUACCUCACUACCAGUCAUUUCAGUUUUUCUACACUCCUAGAAAAAAUACCUUUGGGCCGAGAAGGCAACAAUAGACAUCAUAGCAGCCGUAACCAACCUGGUGCCAGAUGCUAGGUGUAAAACUGAUUUUACUUUUCGCUUUACAAAAAACUCUGUGUUCUUCCUCGUUUCAUUCCUCGAUAAGGUUAUUUCACGGGUAGUUUUCACUUUUUUGGCCAAGAAUUUGUUGAAAACGACGAGAUUUGGAAUCUACUAAUCAAAAUACCACUGGAAUGAAAAACAGGCGAGUCAUAAAAGGUUGGACACCACUGCAUUACAGAAUAGCUAGUCAGCAGUUACCAUUUUUUAUGAGGUGUUUAAAAACUGCGUUGAACAAGAAUGUAAACAAGCUGUCAAUAUUAUGACCAACAUAUUACCUACUCUGGUUUUGUGCGGGUGUCUGCCAGUGCGACCGACCACUAAACAGGAAGGCCAAAUCAAACGAAAUUGGGGAUCACAGAAACUCAUUCAAGUAUUACCAGAUUCGGUGUGGCCAAUGCAGCCUGCUUGUUAAUCACAUUCGCAUGUCAACUCCAUCGUUUAGUCAGCCACUACUGCAAGUUACUGCGUCACUUUUAUUGAGAGUACGAGUCCAAUCCUGGUAGGAUAGGUUGGAAUCGACGCAUAUCCCAUUUCGAUUUAUAUGCCAGGCUU
Styela clava is the source of this 1968-nucleotide messenger RNA. Its product is annotated as peroxisomal trans-2-enoyl-CoA reductase-like. Gene Ontology annotation, cellular component: peroxisome. Gene Ontology annotation, molecular function: trans-2-enoyl-CoA reductase (NADPH) activity. Gene Ontology annotation, biological process: phytol metabolic process. The record is from RefSeq and is a predicted model, not a curated record. NCBI's taxonomy places the organism in Eukaryota, Metazoa, Chordata, Ascidiacea, Stolidobranchia, Styelidae.